UCUGGCUUCAGUCCUCCCGGGUCCGUGGCCUACGCCUCCAAAGUUCCGGGAAGCGGGGGCGGGGCUGCAGCCCCCAGCCCCGCCUCUUCCCUCGGGGACCCAUGUAGCUCUGGGGGAGCAGCGGGUGCUGAGCUAGGGGCCCGGGGCCAAUCCGGCCUCAAUUUCCUCCCCUGGCCUGGGAACCAUUAGUGUUGGGAAACGCCCCCCGCCCCCUCAGGGUCAUGAUCUGGGCUAAGGUCAGUCUCCUGGGCGGUUCCUUUAAGCACCUGGGUUCACCCUGACUCCGCCCCCUAGGUGAGCUCGGGGGACCCGCCCCUUCCCAGCUGGGCAGGCCACCUACGGCCACUGGGAACCUCCUCCCUCCCUUCCUCCCUUCCUGGCCACCCAGCCCCCACAGCCUGGGUCCGGGGGGUCUACUCUGGGCAGGGGCUUAGGUGUCCCGACACCUGCCUGCCUCCACUCUUCCUCGAAAUGAAUCCAGACCUUGGAGCCUUCAGCUCCUGCCUUCCAGGAGCUCUCCCUUGACCCCAGCCCUCUCAGAACCCAGGGGCCAUCUCUUCCCUGGUCAGGCAAGUCCCUGGACUCAGUAUCCAAGCUUGUCCCUCUGACUCCUGAGCCCUUCCCUGCCGGAGCCUCUCCCUUCAUCUUUGGCCUCAAGUAGGAGAUGCGAUAUAUGACUCUGGGUCAGGGAGCAAGGUCCGGGGAAUUCCGAGUUGGGGGUGGAGAGGCUGAGCUGGAAGCCAGUGGCUCUGAUCCGCCUGCCAGCCCGCCAGCCGGCCAGCAAGCCUGCCUGCCAGCCCGCUCAGCCCUGGCCCUGAGGCCCCCUAGUGGGGAUUUCCUUCUGGUGCUACUCAGGUGUACAGGUGCAGGAGCCCAGACACUAACCCUAUCGCCAGAAUGACCUGCUGCCUUUUGGGGGCUCCCUAGGUUGGUCCUUUCCACCCCGAUAUGAGGGGCUCCCCCUUCCUGCUACUGCUAUAUGUUGGGCUGACUUCUCCAGCUCCCCAGCCUGAUCUGAGGAAAAGUCAUGGUCCUGAUGCUGGCCCAGACCCCACAGAUGUGUUCUUAGGCGCCCCCAGAGCCCAGAGUUUCCUGGGGGUUGGGCCUGCACCCAGGCGUGUUCCCCGGGCUAAUCACUGGGAUUUGGAGCUGAUAACUCCUGGGAACUUGGAACGGGAAUGCUUAGAGGAACGCUGUUCCUGGGAAGAAGCCCGGGAGGUCUUUGAAAACAAGGCCUUGACGGACAAGUUCUGGGAGACCUAUCCCUACAAUGGGAAGGGCGGCGCUGCCCAGGGACGCGUGGAUGUAGCAGCGCUGACUGUGGGGCUGGGGGCUGGCCUACUGGUGUUGCUCCUGGCAGCCCUGGGCACACUCUGGUAUCUGCAUAGGCAGAGGCAGUUGGGCCGAGGCCCCGGGACCUCUCCUCAAAGAGCCUUCUUGGUGACGGAGGAGCUGCCCCUGAGUCCCUUGCCACCUCCCCCCGGUCUCCCCACUUACGAACAAGCACUGGCAGCCUCAGGGGUGCACGACGCGCCCCCCCCACCCUAUCAGAGCACUCGGCGGGCCCGCGGAGAAGACCACCUCCCCCUCCCUCAGGCCAGUCCACGCUACUCUGGCCGCCCCGGACGGGGCUGGAAAGGAUUUGCCCUCCCCCGCGGGCCCCGGCCCCCUUCGGCCACCCUGACAGGCUCCCUAGAGCACUAG
Monodelphis domestica (gray short-tailed opossum) is the source of this 1704-nucleotide messenger RNA. The record is from RefSeq and is a predicted model, not a curated record. Lineage: Eukaryota; Metazoa; Chordata; Mammalia; Didelphimorphia; Didelphidae.